Messenger RNA from Zalophus californianus (California sea lion), 381 nucleotides. Its product is annotated as putative protein ZNF720. Gene Ontology annotation, molecular function: pheromone receptor activity. Gene Ontology annotation, cellular component: membrane. NCBI's taxonomy places the organism in Eukaryota, Metazoa, Chordata, Mammalia, Carnivora, Otariidae. The transcript has 3 exons. The record is from RefSeq and is a predicted model, not a curated record. The coding region runs from base 1 to 381 and encodes 126 amino acids. Gene Ontology annotation, biological process: G protein-coupled receptor signaling pathway; regulation of DNA-templated transcription.
AUGACCAUUGGUACGACCUAUCUCCUGAGUGUCUUCAAGGCCAUCACCAUCAGCCCCAGACACUCCAUGUGGGCAGAGCUCAAUGUGAAAAUCCUGAAGUACAUUUGGCCCUUCAGGAUCCUCUGCUGGAUCCUCCACAUACUGGCACUGCUGACAUUCAGGGAUGUGGCCAUAGAGUUCUCCCAGGAGGAGUGGGGAUGCCUGAACCACACUCAGCGGGAACUGUACAGGGAUGUGAUGUUAGAGAACUACGGACACCUCCUCUUCCUGGGUCUCAUUGUGUCAAAGCCAGACUUGAUCAUGUUUUUGGAGCAAGAGAGGCAGCUCUGGGACGUGAAGAGAAAGGAGACAGUAGCCUUCCAUCCAGGUAGGUGGGAAUGA